UUGUGUUGUUUUGUUGUUGUUCUGGGCUGUGGUGCUGUUGAUUUUCUCUGUAAUAGCUCUCUGGCAUUUAGGCCACUCCUGGCCAAGGAAAAGAUCUCUAAAAGAUUUCAGUUAAAACGAAUUCUAGCAGUUUGUAAUUUCAGCUAAGCUUGUUUAAAGCUUAAUUCUUUAUGCUCCUCAGAUGCGUGUAUCAACAAAUAUUUCCCAGCUUUUUAAUGUCCAAGUAUUUUUCCCGUUCCCUGUCUGAGGAGAACAGAGGGAAAUGUCUCUUGGCUUCCUUGGUGCAAUGAACUUAGCAAGAAGCCACGCCAUCGGAUUCUUUAUGUAACUCAGAUGUUGCUUGGUCUCGUUCAUCUUGCUGAUGUCUGGGGGAAACUGCUUUGCCAGAGUUAUUUUUGGUUUCAGUGGAAGCUGUCGGAUGAAGAUGGGGCCUUUGAGCAGCUGGGGUUUGAGGGAGCUGCUGGUAGGCUUACGGGUGGUUCUCUCUUUGCCAUCCCUCAUCCCUUGUGCUGCGUGUCCUUCCUGCAGUUUGUAGGAGCACAGAAUCAGAUGCGGUCUUGUUUUAAAAGUUCUUGUUCCCUCUUCCAAAAAUUGAGUAAAACAGGAUCUUCCUGUGGGAAGGGGUGGGUGACAGUGCACAAGGACUUCGGAAACUUGAUCUGCUGUGAGCAGAACCUGCCAGUGGGCUUACGGGCCACUAACAGCAGCACUAGACAGGUAGUCUCUUACUAAAUAAUAAUUUGAACUUAUUUUUUUGCAAUUCAGUGGCAAUUUUAAAAUGAGGGGAAAAAAGGCAGAAAAUUGAGAGGUGUGUUGUGUUGGUUUAAACUGUGCCUAAAUGCAUCUUUUGCCUUAGGGAAAGUGCUAAAAGUAGUGUAAAGGUAUUCUCAGGCAUGUCUUGUGUCACAGUUCAUGUUAAUAGGUCUUAAAAAAAUAGUGAUGUAAGAAAUAUAGACCAUGUUUAAGAGGGGGAAUAACAUUCAGUAGGUUUCCUUGAGCUGAAGGUUAUAACUGAUGACCAAAUUCAUUCCAUCCCCUGGGGGGUCUCAGCAUUUCUUAACCUAGGAAGAGGUUAAUAGCCUGCUAAUUAGUUUGUACCUCCAUUGACACGGGAAAAAAAAGGAGAGGGGAGAUCUGGGUACAGAUGGUGAAGUUGUGGGAGCCUGAGCGACCUCAGCAGUGCUCGGGCACGUGCUGGUCCUUGUGCUUAGGAAGGUUGUGCAGUGGAUGGUUGUAGAUUUACUUCAUAUUUUUAGUUUUACUUGGUACUUUGAGAUCAUACAUCUGUGUGCCCAGGGUGCUCCUGCCAAGCCUUGCCUGCUGCCAGGCCUGUAAAGACAUGCUAUGGACAGGAGAUUCUGGGCAAUUUCUGACCCCUGUAGGUAAAAGCAGCGGUGCAUCAAGUGAUUUAUUUAUUUUUUUGAGACAGAUCUGUAACACAACUGCAUAGACAUGAUGGUUGGGCACUUAGUAGGCUGUGAAGGCUUCAGCUUGGUCUUCUGUGCACUAAAAUGCAGGCUGUCUGUUAAGGAAUAUUUUUCCUACUACUCUGUAACGCUCUGUCCUCUGAAAUGAGUUAUUUGGUUUGUUUGGGGUCCCCCUGCUGCUCCCUGUCAUGUUUGGACACGUGAUAGCUUUUCUAUAAGCAGGCUUUACAUCGUGAACUUCAGUCCCGUGCCAGCUGCUGCGAGAACCAGCUUAGUGCUUGCUCCCUGGAGCAGUGAGCUGCCUGCUAGCAGGGCCGUGCACACCUACAGCUCCUUCAGAACAGGGGCUGUGAACUCCUGUUCUCAUACACCAGGGACCUGUGAGCAGUUCCACGCUGAUGUUCCUGUGCUCCACUUGCUUUAGCUUCCUUUCAAGCUGUUCAGUUGGAAUCUCGAGGUGGCUUGGAGAAGAGAGAACUGCUUACCUCUAGUUUUUGUUCUCUGGAGAUGGCUUCUUGUGACACAAUUCCCGGUGACUUCUGCCCACACACAAACAUUGCCUGAAAAGAAUCAGUUGUUUUUCUCAGAUAACACUUAAUUGGGACUCCUUGGUGUUGUGUGGUUGUGGGUUUUUUUGUUUUUUUUUGUGGUGUGCUAUUGAACUGCCUUAUUCUGAUGUUUAGCUUAGGAAAUGGGCAAACACAAGUGAGGCUUCAGGCCCAUCUGCAGGUAUCUGAGGCUUAAAUGCUCCUGGGACUUGCAGCCUGGCUUUGGUCAGCAGCUAGUGGAUCAGGAAUGGGAACCUUAAAGCAGACUCAAAGAAAGCGCCGUGGAGGAUCGGUGAAUUCUAGGCAAGCUCAGAAACGAAGCAGGCUGAUAGCUUCCACCACGGAAAUGGCUUCAGAAGCAGAGCCAAUAGAACUUGAAGAAAGUGCUGGUGAAGAAGUUGUAGAUCUCACGUGUGAAUCUUCUGAUCCUGUAGUAGUUGAUCUAACUCACAAUGAUUCUGUUGUGAUUGUUGAAGAGAAUCAACGGCGAAGGAGAAAUCUCAGACUAAGAAGCCAGCGGCAGUCAGACAGCUGUGUGCUGAGCAGCGAUGAUGAAGAUGAAACAAGAGAUAAUGAUGUUUAUGUAACAGAUAAAGUGUCUCGAGAAUUGGGACCACUGGAGGAUGAAACUGCAAGUUCAAAGCCUUCUGGUACCGUGAGUUGUCCGAUUUGCAUGGAUGGCUACUCAGAGAUUGUGCAAAGCGGGCGACUUAUUGUGUCAACCAAAUGUGGCCAUGUUUUCUGUAGUCAGUGCCUCCGUGAUUCCCUUCGGAACGCCAAUUCCUGCCCAACCUGUAGGAAAAAACUCACUCACAGACAAUACCAUCCAAUUUAUAUAUGAGUACUUAACAUUUCUCAGGACAGAUUCAACUGGAUUUCUGGGGAAAAUGUCUUGGUUUCAGUGCUCUGAAGAUUUAAGGAGCAGCAGGUUGUGAACACAUCCAAAUAAAACUGAUUUUUUUUGAGAAUAACUUGUACAUAUAUAAACAGCUUUUUUAUGGUCCAAGCUGCUUCUUGUUAUGUCACUGGUUAUAAUGAAUUUAUGACUGUCUAUAAACUAGACCAGCAGCCUAUAUCAGAAAUGAAGCAGCUAAUCCAUUUCCUUCUACUUUUUUAAUGCGUAAAUAAGGGGGGUCUGAAUAUUUUGUUAUUUGUAACUCUUGAAAUUAUUCCCACCAUUGCGUAUGGAUAUGAAAUAGUUACCUUUCAAAAUACAGAUGAACAAUUUGCCAUUUCAUUACUCUUUUGUUUUUAUCCUAUAAUAUGCUCAUUACUAUAUUAUUUUCUGCUGAAUCAUCUUUGUCCAAGUAGAAUAAGUUCUGUAACAAUUGAUCAUUUCAUCAUAAAUCAAUAUGAAAUUGACACCCAGGGUAAUGCAAUAAAAUAACCUGCUGUUAACCAGCAGUCAGAUUUUUUUUAAAGCAGAAAGCUUGAACAUGUAGAUGUCUUUAUGAACUCCAUGAGAUCUGAAGUACGUAGCCAAAUUGCAACAUGUACAACAUGAAAAUAGUUCUUUGAAUGUUUUAACUGCCAAGAAUUCCUGUAUUUGGAUCACAACAAUGAAUUUAUUUUCUAACAUGAUGAGAUGGUCACUUGGGUUUACCACUCUAUAGAGCUCUGUCUCCUUGUACCUGAGGCGAAUGUAGUCUUCUCUAGGCUUGCUAGUGAUGAAUAAGAAGCAAAUUGUAUGCUUUGCUCUUGUCAGCUGAAUACCAAACUACCCAGACAGAUCUUGCUGUAUCAAGUGUACCCAGUGCAAUGCUUCAAGUGCAGUACGUUCACUUCACUGUUCUCUUCAGUCGCUCUGCUGACACACUUGGCUGGUUUCAGCCUGAUGUAUAGUAUCAAAAUUUAAAUAAUUGCAGUACCAUGAAUUUAGAGGAAAUAGAGACUUUAAAAGACAUAUGGCAGCAAUCUUGACUUGAAAAUUUUUUGAAAGAGAAGCUUAAAUUGUCUUUGCCCUGAGGGUCAUGCAUCUUUCUUUUAAAAAGAAGUCAGGUACAUGUCAAAGGAGAGAACUCUUCUAUUUAAACAAGGCAGGAAUACACAUGCGUAUGCACUGCUAGCCAGUUAUUUCUCUUCUUCUAGGACUAAGAUAUAAAUGUCUGCUUAAACCUGAUACAGCUAAACUCUGCCAGCUGAUGUGGAAUCCAAGAUGGGCUGAUACAAAUAGGAUUUUAAUAAUUAAAUGUAGAUGAGAUGAUUAAAAUUGGUGCUUUAUUGUCCAUAUAUGCAGUAGCUGCAUCUGUAAAGGUUGAAAUUCAGUAUGUUUUAAAAAAAAAAUGCAAAAUUAAAUUGUUAAGCCUCCUUUUGGAAGUUUGUUAAUUAUGAAAGCCAUUAGAAGUAGCAUUCUGUGCUCUGGUACAACAGAAUUGUAGGAAGCGUUUAGUUAACAUUGAUGUCUGAUGUAUCUUUGCUAACAUGUCCUAGCGAUCUGUAGGAAGCCUUUAAUUAAAGCAGCUCUUCUAAUUAGCUGUCCUAAGUUCUUGAUUGAAGAUGGCAAUCCAAGAGCUGAGUUUCUUCUUAGGAUGUUUAGGGGUGUUACUGGAGAUAGCAAUCCGUGAAGAGUUCUGCUCCAUGAAGGCCACCUUGAGAAAUGCAAUACUUUCCCCACCCUGGUUGGGGGUAGCUUGGGUUCGGCGUUGUCCUGGGGAGACAGCAGCAAUGUGAGCUCAUAAGAGAAGGAAUAGGGCAGUCAUAGGAUAGUGUGGUGACAAGGCAGGCUGGAGUUGGUGUCCCUGAAACAGAUGAAAAGCUGAAACAGUCCUUUGGGGUUGUUUCAGACAGAACUGCAUGAAGAGAAGCAGCCCAAUGUGAAACUGUGAAAAUAUUUACGGGCCGUAAAGGGGAGGUGGGGGGUGGGUGGAGAACUCUGGCCAGUUUUCCUGCAGUGGUUACUGUGUCAGAGGGACAAUAACGAGAGGGUUUAAUGAGUUACCUCUGGGAAUGACGUUGAGUCACACAUCCAUGCAUCUUUCAUAGUGUACUAGCUAUAGCCUAAACUGACUUUGCACAACUCCCUCCAUGUAAAUAUCACUUUAUAGUUUGUGCUUCAAUAAGUAGGCCUAAUUGAAAUUUAGAUAUCCCAAACUAUAAAAUAUUUAACAAAAAGAAGUUUUUUAGCUUUUGUGUACCCUGUGAAGUGCCACAAAUUUGUGCAUCUCGAAUUUUAAGCUCGCAGUACAUGGAAAAAUGCUAAGUUGCAUUAUACUUUUUUAUUAAAAAUGAAAUAAAAAAGAAACCCCAAUAUAUUUGAGUUCCAGUGAUGUUUCACAUUGGCAAGAACUGAUAGAUAAUAUAAAGAUUUUUCAUUAUGUAAAUGUAUGUCUUGUUGUAUAUAGUUCAAUUUUUCUUGUAUUUAAUUGUAUUCAUGUCUGUAUGUCACAUCUAUGUUGGACUCUGCUGGUAGGCAAACAGUUCUUUUAAACAGGUGGAAAUAAAAUAAAAACUCAAUGAAGUA
Anas platyrhynchos (mallard) is the source of this 5435-nucleotide messenger RNA. It is a transcript of the gene RNF4, whose product is annotated as ring finger protein 4. NCBI's taxonomy places the organism in Eukaryota, Metazoa, Chordata, Aves, Anseriformes, Anatidae. Gene Ontology annotation, biological process: positive regulation of transcription by RNA polymerase II. Gene Ontology annotation, cellular component: PML body. The record is from RefSeq and is a predicted model, not a curated record. Gene Ontology annotation, molecular function: zinc ion binding; transcription factor binding.